AUGCUGCCAUCGACAAGAGCAGGACAGACGGGAAGGGGGGAUGAUGAUCAAACAACAGGAAAUGGACAGGAGGAAGGAUGGCUCAUGCAGGUAGUCAGGAUCCUCCAGCUGGCGAACCCAGCACUAUUGGCAGAGGAAGCAAUAGUAUGGGCCAUGGGUCUGGUCAACAUUAGCAACCAAGCUCCACGCAGGGAGACCGAAAAGAUCCCCAAGGAUGUAUCGAGCUCCAUUGCUCACAUCAAGAAGCUCAGCGAUAGCAAUUGGCACACCUGGGAACCCACCUUUAUCGACUGCCUCCAGAGAGUGCACAACGCGAAGGAAAUCCUGUAUGGUACUGUUGUACCUGGGAGCGAGGAAUACGAUGAAGACCUAGACAAGGCACUCGUGGGCCUCAUCCACGCCUGCUGCGAUAACAGCCCGGAUAGCCACAUCGACACCUAUACCAUCAGAGGGGUGGAUGAAGAAGUUCAACUUGGCAGCACACUCUAUGCCAAACUCAAGAAGGCACUAACACUAAACGACGCUGUAAAGCGAGCAGGACUGCAGGAUCGUAUCCACACAGUGCACUUGCACAAUCGAGACAUUGUCAGGCUAGGCAAGGAACUUGAUUCGAUCUGGAACGAUGCGGCACGCCUCGGAAAGCAUUUCGACGAGGACCUCAAGAAAUCAACUCUCUAUCGCUGCACGGCUCAAGAUUGGUUCUAUGCCAACACUGUCGAUGCACUGAAGACGGCCAGACCAGACUCAGUCGACAGGGGCGAGCGAUCAGCAUGCGACACCUGGAUCAUCGAUUCAGGUGCAACCCAUCAUAUGGUAAAUGAUGAGAGAAUGCUGCUCACCUCGACGAACAAGGUCGGCCAAAUCAGUACAGCUGGGGACGAAAAGCUUCAGGUGAAGGCUAUAGGAGAUGCCUCCCUUCGGGUCGGCUUGAUCGAGAAUGGUGCACGAGUAAUCUUUGACGAAUUUGGAACUACCAUAAAGCAGAAUGAUGGUACCCAAGUACAAUUCAAAAGGGACAGAAGACAGGGUCACUUCAAAGUGCAAGGGCAAGCACUGGCUUUGGAACUGGAGGAAACACGAGAUGAUGUCCCAGCGGACAACCAGAACACAGGAAAACUAGAUAAUGCCCCGGAGGGCAAUAAGGACAUGAAGCAUCGAGACAGCUACCUAUGGCAUGAGAGGUUCGGACACCCAGGACGAGACAAAACGAGACAAAUCCGGGCCCAUUACCUAGGUACCGAUGAGAAAAUGGAACAUGAGUCGAAGCACUGUAAUGCGUGCAGUCAAGGAAAACAGACUCGAGCACGGAUGGGCCAAUCAGAGUCGGAAAGAAUGGAGGCACCAUUAGAGCUGGUACACGUAGACCUGAUGACAGAUUUCAAAGGACAUGCCAACUACCACUACGCACUAGUUGCUGUGGACGACUUCUCCUCUCUGAUCUACAUGGAACCACUCUGCACAAAGAGCGCCACACUCAUGGCGCUGAGAAGGUGGAUAGCCAGGAUGGAACGGGCAACGGACAGGAAACUCAAAACACUCCGCAGCGACAAUGGAGGAGAAUGGUGCAGCAUAGCAGCUGAAGACUGGCAAACACAAGAGGGUUUCAAGUGGCAAAAGAGCGUCCCAGGGAUCAGCGUCCAAAAUGGACGGGCGGAGAGAGCAAUCAGGUCGGUCCAAGAAAAGAUGCGCUCGAUGCUGAUUGGUCGAGCUUGCCCCAGAGAGUUGUGGCCGUAUGCAAUCACAGCAGCAGCACACGUGAUGAACCUUACCCCGUCAGCCACCAAAACCAUUCCCCACGAGGCCUUUUAUGGAACCACCGCGCACAAGCUGGCCCAGCAGCUGCAAGUCUUCGGAUGCUUGGCAUGGGUUCAUAUUCAACAGAAGGACCAGCAGGGCAAGUACGGGGCUAGAGCAAAGCCAGCCAUCAUGAUUGGGUAUGACAACGAACACAAAGCAUGGAAGUUUUGCAACCCGGACCAGCCUGCGUCAAUUCAAUGGAGCAACUCAGCAACGUUCCAUGAGGACAAGGGAUGGAGUGAUCGCCAACAAGAGGCAGUCAGGCCCGUGGUGACUGCGGAGGUCGAGGAGGAGGGUGUCACACCAGCCACAGUGGAAGAGGAGACCAAAUCAGAGGCCGCAGUAGAGGAUCUCCUACCAGCCGUAGACAGCACAGUAGGCGCCGCCAACACAGCAAUACUGAACCUGGACCCAAUGCUUGGGGAAGCAAUGAAUGGAGUACCACUUGUGGACUCUAAGGUUGUGCUUCGGCUGAAGCUUGACGCUGAUGGUGUACCUGUUAAGCACAAGGCGCAACUGGUCGCAAGGGGCUUCACACAGAGAGAGGGGAUCGACUACCAAGAAACCUUCUCUCCAGUAGCACCCCUCGGAGUGAUCAGAGCCAUCUUAGCACUAGCGGUGCAGAACAACUGGGAGGUACAUGCUCUGGACAUCACUAUGGCUUACUUGAACUCCACAUUAAAGGAAGCAAUCUACAUGAAGCUGCCAGAAGGAUCAGGAGUAGCACCCAGCAAGGUGUACAAGGUAGUCAAGGGUCUAUAUGGCCUAAAGCAGUCUGGGCGAGAAUGGAAUCAGGAGUUCGACAGGUCUUUGCGACACAUGGGAUUCUUCCAGGUAGAGUGCACUCCCUGCAUCUACACCAAGGGACAGGGUGAAGAUAUGGCCAUUGUGGUUAUCUACAUCGAUGAUACAUUAGUCAUAGCACCACGGCUGGAAACGGUCCUAAAGGUUAAGAAGCAGAUUGGUCAGAGAUGGAAGAUGGAAGAUAGCGGUGAGGUCUCUCACUUCUUGGGCAUCAAAAACAGUCGAGACCGUGCGAUGCACACCAUGACGAUUGGUCAGUCAGGGUACAUUGACCAAGUGCUGGCAAAGCACCUGGACAAACGUACGAAGCCGACCAUGGUUCCAAUGCAGAGCAUACCGGAGGGAACCCUUAUUGCAAGUGCAGCACAACAGAGGGAGUAUCCGGUGAUUGUUGGCAAGCUGCUCUGGGUUGCCAACAGCACCCGGCCCGACCUUAGUCUCACCGUGGGUGUUCUUGCUAGGCACAUGCGUGAACCAUCACAGGAGCAUUAUCAAGCAGCACAAAGGGUCUUACGCUACCUCGAAAGCACAAGGCAGGUUGGAUUGGUUUAUAGAGCAAGUGAGUCGCAAGAGCCACUGGUUGCACACAGCAAUGCAAACUGGGCAAGCGAUGCCACCAUACAGAGAAGGAGCACAUCGGGGUCAGUGGCGUUAGUGUAUGGGAAUCCAGUAGCCUGGAAGUCAGCGACACAAAAAUGCAUGUCAUUGUCCGCUGUUGAGGCAGAGUUCAUUGCAGCCACAGAAGCAACACGUGAGGUGCUCUUCCUCAAGCAGCUGCUAUGCUCAAUUGGCAUUGCCACAGACACACCGAUGGUCUACUCGGACAACACUGGUUGCAUACAGGUUAGUAAGGACCCAGCACAGCACUGGAAGCUUAAGCACAUCGACACCAAGUAUCACUUCGUCCGUAACAAUGUCCAAGAGGGAAGGGUGCAGAUCAAGUACGUAGACACCACAAGAAACUUGGCAGACGUACUCACAAAGCCCAUUGGGAGACAGGCAAUGCAGCAAGCAAGAUCUGGGCUACACCUGCAAAUACCAGCAGCAGUGUACGAAAUGGGGUCCCCGAGCUAUGCGACAGUGUUGAAGAACGGAGGUCACACCUUGAAACAACAGCAUAAUGAACAGGGUACAUAUGCUGUUGAGGGGGGGAGUUGA
Ustilago hordei is the source of this 3759-nucleotide messenger RNA. RefSeq lists its product as uncharacterized. NCBI's taxonomy places the organism in Eukaryota, Fungi, Basidiomycota, Ustilaginomycetes, Ustilaginales, Ustilaginaceae. The coding region runs from base 1 to 3759 and encodes 1252 amino acids. Gene Ontology annotation, molecular function: nucleic acid binding. The transcript has 4 exons. The record is from RefSeq and is a predicted model, not a curated record. Gene Ontology annotation, biological process: DNA integration.